This is a messenger RNA of Punctularia strigosozonata HHB-11173 SS5, 2565 nucleotides long. RefSeq lists its product as uncharacterized. NCBI's taxonomy places the organism in Eukaryota, Fungi, Basidiomycota, Agaricomycetes, Corticiales, Punctulariaceae. Bases 1 to 2565 code for a protein of 854 amino acids. The transcript is spliced from 13 exons. Gene Ontology annotation, molecular function: zinc ion binding; DNA binding. The record is from RefSeq and is a predicted model, not a curated record. Gene Ontology annotation, biological process: DNA-templated transcription.
AUGCCCAACACCGGCGCGAACAACGGGAGCGGAAAGCCGGGCGUUGUGCGCGAGCGCGAGCAGAGCGCAAGGGCGGAGGAAACCGAGCGGAAGCGGGCUCGGGGCGCGCUCUCGUGCGCAGAGUGCCGGCGGUUGAAGCUCAAGUGCGAUAAAGCCGACACGGACCGCCUUCACCGCAAAAUCUCCGAAAUGUCAGAACGCAUCCGUCAGCUCGAAGACGCGCUCUCCCUCUCGCAUGCCACCUCGUACUCCGUCGCCUCGUCCUCAAGCGUGCCACCUCCGCGGGAACCGCACCCUCUCCUCACCGAAGAUCUCCUCAAAGUAAAAUCCACCAUUGACCUCCACUCCGCUUCGUCUGGCACCAUCCCCGGUUCGGCCGACUCCCAGCAUAUGUACCACCCGCAUUUUCAACACCUUCAAGGCCAAUCCCUAUCACCGUAUUCGAGGCCUCAUUCCGGGGACGGUGGCGCACCCCAGGACAGUAAAGGUGCAGGAGCAAUGAAGACCGAAGAAAACACUGGGGGCGCCUACGGGACCAUCGCGGCGCAGGCCUACGGAAUGUACGACACUAAGUCCAUCUAUGGUCGUUCGGCCGGCUCGGAUGCCCUACUCUCCUCCCCACCACCGAAACCCAGCAAACUACUGGCUAACCCUCUCCCCGCACUCCCCCAUUCCAUCCUCCACCUUUCCGUCCCCUUCUUCAGCGCCCCCUCCCACUCGCCCCCGACGUCCAUCGACACCUUACACGAAACUAUCCGCUCUCAUCUACCUCCUUAUCCGACCGCCCGUGCGCUAUGCGCUUCCUAUCUUCGCGCGGCGUGGUGCGCCGCCCCCGUCACGCGCUCCGAGCUCGAACGGGAGAUAUUACCAUUAUUCUACCCAGAGGCGCGGACCGAAGGAACCAUCUGGACGACGACGCCGGCAUCGAACGGGAUACCAACGCGAUUCGGGCCCCAUCGAACUGCGCUGCUGUUUGCGAUCCUCGCGCUCGGCGUCUUCUCCGACUUUUCGCGCCCGCCACCGCCGUCGUCCGCCUCGUCGCCUCGGUCGCCCCCGCCUCCACCUCAGGACGAAAGGCAGAAGGACGAAGAGUCCACGCGAUACAUCCACCUGUCGCGGGCGGCGCUGAACCUCCAACCGGUGUUCGACAGGCCGCCGUGCGUGAGCACGGUGCAGACGCUCAGCUUCAUGGCGACGCACAAAUCGCUGCAAGUGGAAGAGGAUAGCGUUGAGGGUGCCUGGGCAUUCAGGGGCAUGAGCGCAAAACUGGCGCAGAGCCUGGAGCUUCAUCGCGACUGCUCACGCUUCCGGCUGAGUGCGCAUGAGGCUCAGAAGCGGAGAUCGCUCUUUUGGCAUAUAUGUUUCACGGAUUGUAUGAUGAGCUUGGCGACCGGGCGACUACCGACGUUCGACUUGGCCUUCAUCGAUUGCGCGCUACCGGACGAAACCGUCGACGGUGCGUACGGGGCUGACACCCUCGCUGCGAUCGCAUCAGAACUUUACGCCUGGAAAGCCCGGUUCGCCCGAGACUGCCUCGUGCCGGUGUGCCACGGAAUCCUCACCGCCAAAGCACCCGCGUACGCGACCAUCCUCGCGCUCGACCGCACCGUGCGCGACGCGGAGAUGCCCCUCUACUCCCGCGUAACCCCGAGCCCGAGCGCGGCCGACUUUGGCACGCUCAUGCACCACUUCAUCCCCCGUUCCUACCGGGACCAAACCCUGCUAUACAUCCACCGGUGCUAUUUUGCACAGGCGGUGUGCGAUCAGCCGGCAGACCCACUCAAGAGCCCGUACGCGCCCUCGUUCCUCGCCGCCUACCGCAGCGCGUGCAACAUCCUCAACACGCUCAAGGAGAUUGCGGAGGUAUACCCCGCCGAGCUCGCGCGAUGCGGCGAGCUCUGGUCCCACGCUUUCUCCAGUGCGGUGAUGCUCGCCUCGGUCGUGACCCACGCGCCCAGGAGCAAGGUGUCGAACGUGGCGCUCAUGGAGCUCAAGCAGGCGUGCGACCUGUUCGAGAAGGUCGCCGCGCACAAAGGGCGACCCGCAAAGUUCCUGCCGAUCUUACAGCGCCUGAUGCGCAAAGCGGACCGCAAGCUAGCCGGGCUCGCGCUCGACCGCUCCUCGGCGCUCGACGCGCUCGACGAGCGGCUCGACGCCGCCGCAGACGACCACCUCGUCGGGUACGCGCGCCUGCGUUCCCUCGCCCGGAGCAGCCUCCUCGACUUCCCGACGACCACCGGCACGGGUUACAGGCAGCACGCCGAGUCGGCGCAGCGCACCCCGAUCGGGGGGUCGCCCUAUCCCACGUCCGGCGACGCGGAGUCGUGGGAAGGGGCGGGGGUAGGGGCGCCGAUCGAGGAGGAGGAGGAGGAGGAAGAGGGGGAGGGGGCGAGGGGGGCGAGGGGCCUCGACCUGCCGCCGACCGACCUCGCGUACACGUACGUCGGCAACUUGGGGCCGGGCGCGGUGGUCGGGGCGAUGGACGGGGCGGGGAUGCGGCAUCCGUGGGCGGGGAUGGGGAUGGGGACGGACGAGGACAACGUCGGAGGGCGGGCGACGGUGUAA